This is a messenger RNA of Apiotrichum porosum, 315 nucleotides long. RefSeq lists its product as uncharacterized. The record is from RefSeq and is a predicted model, not a curated record. NCBI's taxonomy places the organism in Eukaryota, Fungi, Basidiomycota, Tremellomycetes, Trichosporonales, Trichosporonaceae. The coding region runs from base 1 to 315 and encodes 104 amino acids. The transcript is spliced from 4 exons.
AUGUCUGCCUGCCUCGUUUCUCCGGAGCCAACACUAGCGACUGAAGCUGAACUAAGGCGAUACCAUGACGCGCGCUAUGUUGAAUACCUCCUGCGAGACCGCACUGAAGAGGAAGACUACAAUGCGUCAUCCAACUCGGACAACGACAAGGUCCCAGACCAUGUCCACCUUGAGCCAUAUGCCCCCUCGUUCACACUUGAAGUUCCAGAAAGCAAUGUGCCGGACGAAAAUACAGACGAGGGUCUGGAGCAAGCAGAGGCGGCAUUCACCGUUCUCGCUGAGAGGAUUCGCGCGAUUGUUGCGCUGCACACUUGA